This is a messenger RNA of Camellia sinensis, 4271 nucleotides long. The record is from RefSeq and is a predicted model, not a curated record. Lineage: Eukaryota; Viridiplantae; Streptophyta; Magnoliopsida; Ericales; Theaceae.
CCCCAUCGCAUUCAUCAUCAAGUAAUCUACUUCAAAAUCCUCCUACCAUGUUAGACUUUUUCUUUAGAGAAAAAAGAGAUACUUCAAAGAAAAAACUUCCAUUAUGACAUAUUCUAUGGAUACCAAGAAAGUGCCCUGCUUGUAUUUUGUUGUCUAUAUGUAUGUGCUUGUAAAUUAGGAUGGGUACAGAGUGCAAGUAAUAUCAUAAUAAUACAUCACAGUUUGCCAAAGCUAGUCUCCAGUUUCUUCCCAUUCAUUAACAUCUUGUUUUCUUUUCUUUUCUAUUCUUUUCUCAAGUAAUUGUAGUUCCACUUCUGAAGAAUCAUUUUAUGGCUGACCCAAUUUCACUAGUAGUAGGUCCCCUAGUUAAUAUUGUCAUAGAAAAAGCUACUUCCCUAAUCGACCAAAAUUUCCAGUCACUGACAGGUGUGGAGAAAGAUGUUAAAACUCUCUCAAGCACGCUGACUUCAAUCCAAUCUGUGCUUAAAGAUGCUGAGGACAAGCAACUUCACAGCGAGCAGUUGAGAGAUUGGCUUGGAAAGCUCAAAGCAGCAGCUUAUGACUCACAAGACGUAUUGGAAACAUUUGAAACCGAUGCCUGCCUGUGGCAACGAAAACAGCAGGUACGAAACUGUCAUCCUCCUUUUAGUGGCAGUAAAAUUUCAUACAAAUUAGAGGCUGCGCGUGAGAUUAAGGAUAUUUUAGUAAGACUUGAUGAGAUUGCUAGAGAAAAAGAAAAGUUUAAUCUCAAUGUGAAUGUUAUCAAUGGACAAACAGAUGAGAGUAGGAACACUAGUUCUUUAGUGGUUGAAGCUGAUGUGGUUGGUAGAGAGGAUGACAAAAAUAAAAUAGUUGAUCAGUUGCUAUCGAAGGAAUUUGAUAGGGAAGGGGACAUUUCUGUAAUUCCUGUCAUUGGGAUGGGAGGAUUGGGCAAGACAACUCUUGCUCAAGUGGUCUACAACGAUGAUAGAGUUAAAAAACAUUUUGAAUUUAUGAUGUGGGUGUGUGUCGGAGUCGAUUUCAACUACAGAAGAAUCCUAAAAGAAAUGAUAGAAUAUCAUUCCACGAUGAAUUAUGAUAACAUCAAUGCAUUGUCUGAUGAACAAUUAGAAUCUCGCCUUCUAUCAUUCUUCGCUAGAAAAAGCUUUUUUCUAGUCCUAGAUGAUGUAUGGAUCGAGAGUUAUGAUGCCUGGGAUAAGCUUCAAAAAGUCUUAAAACAAGGGGGAAAGGGAUCUAGAGUAUUAAUCACUAGUCGAAACACUAGGGUUGCGAACCUCACCAUUGGCACACAACGUCCCUAUUGCUUAGACUAUUUGCCCGAAGACCAGUGUUGGUCAUUGUUUGAACAAAUUGUGUUUAAACAAAAUAAUAUAACGGGCAAUGAGAGUAAAGAUUUGGAGCAUAUUGGCAAGGAAAUUGUACGCAAAUGUAAUGGACUGCCUUUGGCUGUCAAGGCAAUGGGAGGUCUCUUGCGUGGUAACCAUGAUGUGAACAAAUGGCAGAAAAUCCUAGAGCAUGACAUUUGGGAAGCGGAGGAGAAAAGCACUAAUACGGGGAAGCCAAUUGUUUUGCCCGCCUUAAAAUUGAGUUAUGACAAUCUACCUUCAUGCUUAAAGCAGUGUUUUCUAUAUUGUUCCAUAUUUCCUAAGGGUUAUAUGUUUGAUAAGAGCGAGUUGGUCAAAUUGUGGAAGGCAGAAUCCUUUAUUCAUUCUGACGAAAUUGGAAGCGAUUAUUUUGAUGACUUGUUAAUGAGGUCCUUCUUUCAACUUUUAGACAUUGACAGCAUGCAGAGGUACAGGAUGCAUGAUCUUAUCCAUGGAUUGGCACAAUCAGUUUACUACCAAGUCAAGGAUAAUGAAUCGUGCCAUGUCUCUGAAAGUCAUCGCCAUGUAUCAUUGCUUUGUGAAAAUGUCGAGAACCUUGCUUUAGAAAUCACUGAUAAGUCUAAGAGGCUGCGCACACUACUAUUUCCUAGUGAACACCAUAAAGUCUUUGGGCAAGCCCUUGACAAACUGUUCCGAAAUUUGAAAUACAUACGCGUGUUGGAUUUGAGUUCAAGCACACUUGGGGAAUUGCCAAACUCGAUUAAAGAGUUGAAGUUGUUGCACUACCUUGAUCUUUCUAAAACCGAAAUCACAGCACUCCCCAACUCCAUAUGCAGCCUUUACAAUUUGCAAACACUAAAACUAUUAGGGUGUUUUUCGCUCUUCGAACUGCCAAAACACCUUAGUAACUUAGUCAACUUGGAGCAUCUCGAGCUAGAUGAUAUGUUCUGGUUCAAGUCAUCCACGUUACCUCCAAGAAUGGGUUGCCUAACCAGACUCCAAAAUCUGCAUGCUUUUCAGAUCAAACACAAUUCUGGUUAUGGAAUUGAUGAAUUGAAGGAUAUGAAGUGCCUCAAAGGAACUUUACAUAUUUCCAAGCUCGAGAAUGCAACAAAUGCAGCAGAGGCAAAGUUGAAAGACAAAGAAAAGCUUGAGAAGGUGGUGUUUGAAUGGAGCAAUAGUGAUGGUGAUCCACAGCAUGAAGCAACUGAUGAAAGCGUGCUUGAAGACCUUCAACCUCACUCAAAUCUCAAAGUGCUCCAACUUUUGUGCUACAAGGGGACUAGAUUUCCAUCCUGGAUAAGAGAUGGGUUGCUCCAAAAACUCGUUAAUCUAUCCUUUAAUCAUUGUUCAAACAUCAAAGUGCUAUCUCUUGGGAGGUUGGAGCACCUUAAAGAGCUCCACAUUAAAGGAAUGUUGGAGUUGGAGGAAUGGCCAGAGGCGGACUACAUUUCUCUGCACACACUGAAGAUUAGCAACUGCCCCAAGCUAAUUUGUUUGCCCAGCCUCUUUCCUGACAUGGAAGUCUUGAAGAUCAAAAAGUGUGACUCAUUGAAGACCCUUCCACUGACCCCCUUCCUUUGUUCUCUUACACUUGUCGACAAUCUUGUUCUGGAGGAUUGGAACGAAAAGUUAGAGCCUAUUUUUUUCAUUAAUGAUCAAGGCCAAAGGGAGCCGCUUCAUUCUGUUAAUGAUCAAGGCGAAACUGUUGAGGUAAAGGCAUCUUACUUCAGACUUCUUACCGAUAUAAAAAUCGUUAAUUGCCCCAAGUUACUGCCACUGCCAAAAUCCGUUUCACCAGAGAAAUUAGAGAUAAGUGGUUGUCAACAAUUGAACACCCUCCCAGAGCUCUCUCUAUAUCUUCAGCAUUUAGCACUAGAUGGUUGCCAUGGUGAAACACUAUUGAGGGCAAUUCCAAACACCGAUUCUCUAUUCUCGUUGGUCAUUUCCAACAUCUCAGGCAUAACCCAUCUUCCAAAGUUACCACAACUUUCUGGGCUUAAGGCAUUAUACAUACAUUAUUGCAGCGAUCUUGUAUCUCUAUUCGAAGAAGAAUCAUCGUUCCAAGGCCUAUCUUCUCUCAAACUUCUAUCCAUUUGGAACUGUCCCCAACUUGUGACACUUCUAAGUCAAGGGCUACCUGCUACAAUCGAGUGUCUUAGUAUUGGUUCAUGCCACAGUCUCAUGUCCCUAGGUCCCAACGAAGGGCUGAAGAACCUUACCUCUCUUAGGGAUCUUUACAUUGAUGACUGCCCUGCACUCCUGUCAUUGCCAGAGGAGGGGCUUGCAACCUCUCUCCAACAUUUGCACAUUGAAGGUUGUCCGUUGUUAUUGAAGGAAUGUCAAAACGACGUUGGCCCAAAUUGGCUAAACAUCAAGGACAUUCCUGAUCUAGAGAUUGAGCAUCCCAAUUCCAAAACAAAAGUAUCUUCACCGGCUUGGUAUCGCCAAUUUAUUUGUUGUAUAGGAAUUGACAGUGAGAAUUUGAGCAACCACAACAGCUCAAUUCACAGAUCUUAAAGCAAAAGGAUAAAGGAUACUGAAGCUUGAUGAUGAUUUGAGAAAGAACUACCAAUGGUCAAAAGAUUUGAUUUGGGAGGCAAAAUGUAAGGAUUGCAUGCUUGGUUGAUAUUCUUGGUUGCAUCCAAAUACAAGUUUACUAGCGCUAACCCGGUGUAUGCACGGGCAAGUAAGAAAAGGUGGUGAAUAAUACAAAAAAUUAACUAUUAAAUACUAUGAUACUUAAAGAAUAGAUUUGAGUUAUCUCACUAUGUGUAUAUAGGUAUGCAGAUUGAUUAAUUUUUUUAAAGCAGACUUGUUUGUGGUUCGCUUCGGAUAUAUGGUUGUUUGGUGGGUUUGAAUUUGGCAUCUUUGUUCUCUCUCUUCAUUUUUUUUUUCUUUCCAAUUUGUAUAUUAACAAGCGGUGUUCCUUUCACCGUUGCUUAA